This is a messenger RNA of Drosophila sechellia, 1586 nucleotides long. RefSeq lists its product as uncharacterized. NCBI's taxonomy places the organism in Eukaryota, Metazoa, Arthropoda, Insecta, Diptera, Drosophilidae. The record is from RefSeq and is a predicted model, not a curated record. The transcript has a single exon. The coding region runs from base 466 to 1506 and encodes 346 amino acids.
UGAAUGGAUGGCGGCUGGCGGGGAAGCGGGGGAAGAAAGGGGGCGAGGGCUGACUAGAAGAAUUGCCGAUGAAGCCACACGCCAAAAGCCAGCCCACAAGCCUCUGCCCCACAGCUCUCAGCUUUUCUUUUGUUUUUUUUUUCUUACUCAUCGUUGUUUUUCGUUUUCUGCUGCCGGACUCCAUGUGGAGUGGAGUGGAUGUUUCUGCGGAUUUGGAUGUGGGGCUCUGGAUGUGGGUGCGCAAUUAUGCCGCCAGAGCAACUGAGCAGCCAUAAAUUUUCUUAUCAGCGCCAGGCCAAAAAGACAGGAGCGGUUUGGAGUGGAUUCAAAAUGGGGAACCACUAGGAGCUUGAAAAACCCAAGUUAAGUGGGCUAUGCUUUUGUUUUACCCUAACACACACAUAUUGCACACACAUCUACUCAGACCUAGAUCUACAAUUUGUUAAAAAUAAAAUAAAAUACCGAAUGGAUAAGGUGAAGAUGAAACUUUCCAAUGACGGCGAACCAAGGGAUUAUCCGCUCGACGAGGAUUUCCAUCUGCUGCGCAACCUGGGCGACUGUCACAAGGCCAAUCUGGCGGACAUAGAUGUCAUAGCGCGAACGACCACCAAAUGUCAGCUUGCAGGAGAUCCGAUUAUUUCGACGGGCUAUCAGAGGAUAGUCACUUCCUUGGAUCGGGCACCAGUUGAUGAGGAAACCGACUCACAGGAGGAGGAGAUGGAACUACUGCCAUACGGAAUGGGCGAGGAGGGCAUAACCACCGACGAGGAGACGAAAACCCUGAUUGCCAUUCAGGGUCUGGACGAGAUACUGAAAAGAAUCGAUAUACUGCGUAGUCAGCUGCGCAGGAAUCUGCAAUUGGAGGAUAUGAGCCAACCAUCGGAAGCGCCGGAGGAUCCGAUCUCCUGCAGUGGCCUGAAUGCGAAGCAAUCGGAGAUACGCUGCAUCCAACGUGCCCAGCAUCACAUCCAGUGCCAACUAACCGAACUCCUGUGCCGCUACGAUGCGCUCCGGAAUAUGUUGCGCAGUUUGGGCGAAACGUGGACGUGUCUGGAGCGACGUAUUGCCGAUAUUCGCGGCCAGAAUCUCGUCCACUUGGCCUGGACUGAGGAGUGCGCCAACGAUCUUAGCAACUGCCAGCGGAGACAUCGCUCCUUGGCCGCCGUCAAGCUCACCAAAAAGAUGGCCCUGCUCGUGACCAAGACGAACAUGUCCAGUGGCUUUCGCUAUAGCCGUCGAUAUCUGCGUCACGCCCUGAUCGCCCGACAUAUCAACGACUUUCGCUACGAGAUCGCCGAGUUGAAGGUUUUAAGCGAGGAAAUCUUCUCCGAAAUCGAUGGGCGACUGGACCAGAUCAAGAUGAAGGCUGAACGAUUCGGAGUCGUAUUCUCAACCACGCCGCGACAAUCGCAUCUAAUCGCCGAGGGAACUGGCAACACUGAGCUAACCGAGCUAACUGAUGCCACUGAAGCGUUCACCGUUCCAAGGAGCACUAAUCCAAAGUAACAAGUUGAAGGGCACAUAAAGGACGCACAUUAUGUUGAUUAGGAAAUAAAAUAGGAAAAUCAUUAAGUUAUAAUAAACCC